This is a messenger RNA of Cantharellus anzutake, 1876 nucleotides long. Its product is annotated as tRNA-guanine(15) transglycosylase-like protein. The record is from RefSeq and is a predicted model, not a curated record. Lineage: Eukaryota; Fungi; Basidiomycota; Agaricomycetes; Cantharellales; Hydnaceae. Gene Ontology annotation, molecular function: pentosyltransferase activity. The coding region runs from base 378 to 1868 and encodes 496 amino acids. The transcript is spliced from 2 exons.
CACUAAAUCGCUAGCGUUAUGGGAAGUGGCUUCGGGAAUUGUCCUUUUUGGGUGACAUAUGUGGCGGUGUAAUGGUACCUUCUCACAGAACCAUGGCUUCGCCUCCUCUUUCCUUCCGGGUGCGAUCCAUUGGCCCUCCCUUGACUGGUUCAUUGGAUCAGCAGUCGGUCAAAGCAAGAAUCGGGAAAUUCUCGCUCGUGCGGAGCUCGGCAGGAUCACAUGUGUCAAUAGAUAUUGCAACCCCGAACUUAUGGACACAUACGUCCCGCGGAGUGAUUCCGCACUUGACGAGGGAUCAAGUUUCGAGACUAUUAUUCAUUAAAGGAAUACACAUUUCCUUUGAAUCCUAGUAUGAAACCCCGUUCUGAGAGAAUGAGAUGCCUUGUCCCUCAAGACGACUCGUUUACUUCAGCUUAGAGCAUCUCACACCGGUUCCCACCUUGCAACCCGGCGAUUAUCCUCUGCAUGAAUUCCAUGGGUUCCCACAGACGAAUCAUAUAUUAUCGCUAGGGUUGCGUGACACGAACGACCCAAGGACGCUCAAAGGAAACGGAAAUGAUUUCGUGAUAGUUCAGACUAUCAGAGGAUCCCGCAAGGUCACUCCCGCCACUUUUACCUCCUUCGCUCGGACACUCAAACCCGACAUACUCUUCGCUCUCCCAGACAUCCCGUACACGCAACCCCCGUACUCCCAAAAACGUGUUACAAAGUCGAUUGAGCGGACCCAGCGCUGGCUGACUAAUACUCUCAUAUCUCAGCAUACUGCUGGCGCGGACACAAAGGUAAUACCUGCCAUAUUUGGGCAUUUACUUGGGGGCGCGGCCCAUGAUGCCAGAUCCGCUUUCUCGGCGGGUUUGCUGGAGCCAUUUGAUAGCAAGACAGCCCCUUCGCUUCCUCAUUUGAACAACCUUGACGAGGCUUUGGAUGGAUACGUUCUGGACCUCAUCCCUAUACGGCUCUCGCUAGGCGAAUUUGGCCCUGGGGUAGCACCGCCGCACCCUGGUUCCGAAUCAUCAUCGACUGGGACGCCAGACCUUCCCCUUAACAUUCCAAAUCGGUCGCAAUAUACUACAUUGCUUCUAUCAUCUCUUGACCCCUUGCCAUCAUCAAAACCACGAUUGAUAACAGGAGUAACGGCACCGCACGAUAUACUGCACCACAUAGUUCGGACCGGGAUUGAUCUAUUCGAUAGUGCCUGGGUUCAGCACGCGGCAGAUUGGGGUAUAGCGCUCGAUUUCACGUUCCCGGCUACCAAAGGUUCAACCGCUACAAAGGCAAUUGGGCACAACCUUUAUGAUGAGAAAUAUGCAUUAGAUUUUUCCCGAUUCGCCAAUGACCUGAAGGGUGCUACAGAAUUGAAGGACGACGGUGUCCUAGAAGAUCCACAAUUGCUGAGGACAUGUCCAUGUGCUGCCUGCUCUCCAUCUCUGGUAGACCCUGCAGCCGUCACUGUUGAUCAACGUCUCCCUGGAUCGGAACCGUCAUCCGUCGAAUUUUCGGGAAGCAAGACCCACGCUCCGCCUUUUACUCGCGCGUACCUCCACCAUCUCUUACACACUCACGAAAUGUCUGCACAUACCCUCCUUGCGCUACAUAAUCUAUCAGUUCUGGACUUGUUCUUCGUUGGGAUUCGAGAUGUACUUGGGGAGGACGAGACGAUUGGGGAUAGGUUCAUCGCCGAGGUGGAACGUUUUAAAGAGAUAUAUGACGAAGAAGGAUGGUACGGUCCGAACGGAAUUCUGGAGGCAGGGAGGACCGCAUGGCGCAAUGUGGACUUGGCAAGGGGAAAGGGGAGAUUCAAGAGGGAGCGAACAGCUGGAGGCCAAGCGCAACAAGCAGCCGAAGUAGCGGAUACCGAAGCCACCUAGACCCGCGU